Setaria italica (foxtail millet) is the source of this 1484-nucleotide messenger RNA. Its product is annotated as bidirectional sugar transporter SWEET4. Lineage: Eukaryota; Viridiplantae; Streptophyta; Magnoliopsida; Poales; Poaceae. Gene Ontology annotation, molecular function: sugar transmembrane transporter activity. The coding region runs from base 219 to 977 and encodes 252 amino acids. Gene Ontology annotation, biological process: carbohydrate transport. Gene Ontology annotation, cellular component: membrane. The record is from RefSeq and is a predicted model, not a curated record. The transcript has 5 exons.
ACUCGCCCGCUCCUGUCACUCACCAAGAACCCAGAGAAAGAGAGGGAGGGAGGGGAGGAGCUCAGCUCUUUCGUUUCUUCCUCCUCCGUCUCGUCGGCUCCAGCCAUCACACAUUUCCUCUCCCGUCUCUGUUAUCUGUCCGUGGAGAGCUAGAUUUGGCAACCAGCGCGAGCGAGCACCGUCCCCGCCGUCGAAAGCUCGCCACCGACGAACCGACCAUGGUCUCGGCCGAAACCAUCCGCACGGCCAUCGGCGUCAUCGGCAAUGGUACCGCCCUUGUGCUCUUCCUCUCCCCAGUGCCGACGUUCUACCGCAUCUGGAAGAAGCGCGCGGUGGAGCAGUACUCGGCGAUCCCGUACGUGGCGACGCUGCUCAACUGCAUGAUGUGGGUGCUGUACGGCCUCCCCGUGGUGCACCCGCACAGCAUGCUCGUCAUCACCAUCAACGGCACCGGCAUGGCGAUCCAGCUCACCUACGUCACGCUCUUCCUCCUCUACUCGACGGGGGCCGCCCGCCGCAAGGUCAUGCUCCUGCUCGCCGCCGAGGUCGCCUUCGUCGGCGCCGUCGCCGCGCUCGUGCUGACCCUCGCGCACACGCACGAGCGCCGCUCCAUGAUCGUCGGCGUCCUCUGCGUCCUCUUCGGGACCGGCAUGUAUGCCGCGCCGCUCGCCGUCAUGAAAAUGGUGAUCCAGACGAAGAGCGUGGAGUACAUGCCCCUGUUCCUGUCUCUGGCCUCCCUGGUGAACGGCAUCUGCUGGACUGCCUACGCGCUCAUCAAAUUCGACCUCUACAUCACCAUCCCCAACGGCCUGGGCGUGCUCUUCGCGGUGGCGCAGCUGAUCCUCUACGCCAUCUACUACAAGUCGACGCAGGAGAUCAUCGAGGCGCGCAAGCGCAAGGCCGACCAGAUCGCCAUGACCGAGGUCGUCGUCGACGCCACCACCACCAGGGCCUCCAACACCACCGCCGGCUACUGAUGACGGCGGAAAGACACCGGCGGCGGACAACCAAGCUACUACCGUCCUCCUCUCCUUCCCGAAGGGAUGGAUCGAUGUGUCUGCGUAUGCAUCCUAUGAUAACGCUGCCGUCGCCGCCGCCGCCGCCGCCGCCGCCGCUCUGAUUUUAUAUUUUGCUUACUACUAGUAACCUUGAAGGAAAACAAAAACAAGAGAACUGCAGAACGAGGGCUGCACUGCACUCCUGCGCUCACCUUCUAUCAUCAUAUAAUAUGAUCAUCUUCCGGUGCAGUGUUACAGCUGCUGUUAGUGGAGGGCCUUUGCUUGUUCUGAUGACGCAGCCCAUAGCUGCUCGAUCGGUUUUCCAGUAAUUUCAGUACUAUUCUAAUGCUCUGUUUUUUCCUUUCCUUUCCUUUUCUUUUCUUUUCUUUUCUCUUCUUUUGUUGCCCCUUCUGCCUUCCUCUCUUCUAUGCUGUAAAUGGGAGGAUGGUACUGCUGAGGAUUAAAAAAAAAGAUUUCUGAAAAAAA